Dichomitus squalens LYAD-421 SS1 is the source of this 882-nucleotide messenger RNA. RefSeq names its product carbohydrate esterase family 1 protein. NCBI's taxonomy places the organism in Eukaryota, Fungi, Basidiomycota, Agaricomycetes, Polyporales, Polyporaceae. Gene Ontology annotation, cellular component: cytosol. The transcript is spliced from 8 exons. Gene Ontology annotation, molecular function: S-formylglutathione hydrolase activity. The record is from RefSeq and is a predicted model, not a curated record. The coding region runs from base 1 to 882 and encodes 293 amino acids. Gene Ontology annotation, biological process: formaldehyde catabolic process.
AUGGCUCUCGAGCAGCUCUCAACGAACAAGGUCUUCGACGGCCAGCUUGUCAAGUACAGGUUCAAGUCUGCCGCACUGGGCGGGCUCAACGCGCAGUUCAACCUCUUCGUUCCGGCGAACGCGAGCGAGGCGAACAAGGUGCCCCUGUUGACCUACCUCUCCGGCCUGACAUGCACGGAAGACAACGCGGCGCAGAAGGGCAACUUCUUCGGCGCCGCGGCGAAAGAGGGCAUCGCGAUCCUCUUCCCGGACACUUCUCCGCGCGGCGCGGGGAUUGAGGGCGAGACGGACAGCUGGGACUUCGGUGUCGGCGCGGGCUUCUACGUGAACGCGACGCACCCCAAGUGGUCGAAGCACUACAACAUGCUCACGCACGUAACGAUCGAGCUCCCCCAGGUCCUCGAGGCCGCCGCGCUCCCGCUUGACUUCAGCCGCCAGUCCAUCUUCGGGCACUCGAUGGGCGGCCACGGGGCGCUGACGCUCUAUCUCAACUCCAUCCUGAGUGGCGUCAAGCAGUACCGCUCCGUCUCCGCGUUCGCGCCCAUCGCGAACCCGAUCAACUGCCCGUGGGGCCAGAAGGCGUUCAACGGGUACCUGCAGGGCGGCAUUGAGGAGGCCAAGGACAAGUACGACGCGACGGAGCUCAUCAAGAAGCUCAACAAGGCGCCGGUGCACAUCCUCGUCGACUACGGCACCGCGGACAACUUUUAUAAGAGCGGCCAGCUGCUCCCGGAGAACUUCUUGAAGGCUGCGCGCGACGCCGGCUAUGACGAGGUGCAAGUCCGUGUACGAUCGCAGGACGGCUAUGACCACAGCUACUACUUUAUGUCGACCUUCGGAGCAGACCAUGUUCACUUCCACGCCAACUUCCUGAAGGCAUGA